GGCGUUCCGGUAUACUUUGCGCCACUUGCGUGCAAGCCGGUGUCUUUUGACAUCCUCGACACCAAGUUCGACAUGAUUCUAGGCAUGUCUUGGUUGCGUAGCGCCGAUCAUCCGGUGAACUUCCAUGACCGAACCGUUCACAUCCGUGAUCGGAACGGAGUGUUAAUCCCAUGUACGGUCGCGACCCCUCACACUUCGAUUGCUUGUCACGUGGUUUCCGUUACGAGAAUUCACGACGCCAUAGCUUGGAAUGACGUCGAGGAGAUGGGCCUUGUAUUUUUGCAUGCUCUCCCCUCACCGGACGGACCAGCCACGUCACCGCCGGACCCACGCAUCACUCACCUCUUGGACGAGUAUGGAGACGUCUUCGAGGCUCCUACCGGAACGGUUCCGGAUCGGCCCAUACGUCACGGGAUCACUCUCGAGGUUGGCGCCGUCCCUCCGCGUGGAUGUAUCUACCGCAUGAGCGAAGAGGAACUCGAGGUGCUUCGCGCACAACUCGAUGAUCUUCUCAACAAGGGCUGGAUUCGCCCUAGUUGCUCGCCAUACGGUGCACCUGUUCUCUUCGUCCGGAAGAAGAACAAAGAUCUGCGGUUAUGCAUCGACUAUUGCAAACUUAACGCACAAACCGUAAAGAACGCCGGCCCUCUCCCUCGGAUUGAUGAUCUCCUUGAGCGGUUAGGCGGCGCGACGUACUUCUCGAAGUUGGACUUGAAGUCGGGUUACCACCAGAUUGAAAUCCAACCUCAAAAUCGGUACAAAACCGCGUUCAGGAUGCGGUACGGGCAUUUUGAGUGGGUUGUCAUGCCCUUUGGGCUCACCAAUGCCCCCGCAACUUUUCAAGCAGCUAUGAUGACUGAGUUUCUCGACGUGCUCGAUCGCAGCGUCCUCAUCUACCUCGAUGACAUCUUGGUCUAUAGCACGACAUUGGACGAGCACAUCACACACCUUCGCGCUGUUUUGAAUCGUUUGCGACUGGCCAAGUACAAAGCGAACCGCGACAAGUGCGAGUUCGCCAAGCAAGAGCUUGAGUAUUUGGGCCACUAUGUUACGCCGAAAGGCAUUCGUCCCUUAGCGGACAAGAUCCAAGCCAUCGUGGAUUGGCCGGAACCCCGUUGGACGACGGAUAUACGCUCUUUCAUGGGUUUGGCUGGAUAUUAUCAGCGAUUCGUCGAGUCAUACUCGAAAGUGGCCGCUCCUUUGUCGAGACUUCAGCCCCCGAAGGUGCCCUUCGAGUUCGACGACGCAGCCCGUGGCGCGUUCACUACGUUGAAGGCAGCAAUGCAAGCCGCACCUGCCCUCCGUAUAUACGACCCCACCCUACCCACCCAAGUGACUACGGACGCUUCAGAAUACGAUAUUGGUGCAGUGUUGGAACAGUGUCACAAGGACGGUUGGCAUCCGGUUGAGUAUUUCUCCCAAAAGGUGCCUCUCGUCAACACUCUCGACGACGCUAGGAAGAAAGAGCUACUCGCGUUCGUCAYCGUUCUCAAACGGYGGCGCCACUUUCUUCUCGRCYGKCGGCGUUUYAAAUGGAAURCGGACAACAAUCCGUUGACCUUUUAUAAAACGCAAGACACGGUUACUAGCACGAUCGGUCGAUGGAUGUAUUACAUCGACCAGUUCGAUUUUGACCCGUGCCACAUUCCCGGUCCCGCCAAUCGAGCUGCGGACGCCCUCUCACGACGGUCCGACUUUUGUGCCAUUGUGACCACGGCUGCCGACAUAGACGUCCCUUGCUCUCCCUCUUCCGUUCGGAAGUACCGGGACUUGCUGAUCAAAGCCCGCGUGAAUAUGCAAAAGGCUCAAAUCCGCAUGCAACAGCAAGCUAACCGACGUCGACUUCCAUGUCCUUUCCGCGAGGGAGACCUUGUUCGGGUCCUCUCCGAGGAAUUUGUGCUCGAGCAGGACGUUUCACGCAAACUCCUUCCGAAAUGGUUCAGACCAUGGGAAGUCACUUCUGCCGUUGGAGACGACCCCGCAGGUCCUUCCUUCGUGAUCAACAUUCCUCCGCACCUGACAGUGCACCGGGUCUUCCACGCAUCGAAGCUGGCCAUCUACACGCCACCUUCAGCUGACGAGUUUCCCGACCGUCGAUCAGAGGAUCCGCCUUCUAUGGACGGACAUCAGGAAGUGGACCGAGUCAUCACGCACCGCAAGUAUGGCAACAAGCCAAUGCAGUACAAAGUCACAUUCAAGCAAUGUGUGCCUGACGACACUCGGUGGAUCUCUGGUGCAGAUUUGCAGACUUCUGCACCCCUUAUCUUCGCCGACUAUGAGAAGCGACGCCUUGCCAAGGAAGCAGCUCGUCCCACUCGACCCAUCCCGGCCACGAGGCACUUCUCGCAGACAAACUACUGCAAGGACAUCAGCGACGAGGCAUUGUACGAGAUUGCUCGACGGACUCAACAGAAGUUCGAGGCCGAUCAGAUGGAGAGGGUUGCCAGGUAUGCAGCGGAGCUCGGACUCGAAAUGCCCGGCACGGGUGGUGCAAGGGGAGGAGAGGCGGGGCGGCGUCCGGUGGAGGGAGGGGUCGGGGGAGAUGGUGGGCAUGGUGCGGCAGACCCCACUUUGGGUGGUGGAGGUGGUGAGACGGAGGAGGGCAUGAUCCACGUCGAUCGCGAGGCGUGUGGCCCGGGCGAGGAGGGAGUCCCGGAAUGGGAGGACGUGCCAGAGUUUUAUCCAGGCACUGGGGAGAGGUUGAAGGACUGGCAGAGGCGAGUAGGCAAGGGAGCUGCAACGGAGGGGUCUUCCAAGAGGAAGGAAGGAGGAAGUGAUCCGGCUGCCACCCCAACAGGGAAGAGGCUUCGCCAGCAGAAGGUGACUGAUGUCUACGGUGGCGAGUGGGUUGCUCGCCACAAGAAGGCAUUCCUUCGCUGGCUGUAUUCCAGCGGGGUCUGCUUCAAUGCCUUCUGCAAGCAGGCUUGGAAGGCAUAUCAACAUGUGCUUCUUGAGCAGCUUGGCAGCUCCCCGCGCGCAGUGCUCCCCAACCACUGCGAGAUUGCGAGUAUGCGGGCGAUGGAAACCCACCGUGCGGAGUUAGCGGAGGAGUUGGAGGAGGUCAGGCAGCCAUUCUGGAUGAUUGGUGCCACCCUGCUCUCUGAUGGGAGGAAAUCACGAGAUGGGAGAUCGGUCGUGAAUUUCCUUGCUGCUGGCUCUCGAGGGGUCGUCGUGUACACGACGAUCAAUCGAGAGGGCGAGGCGGACGAUGCAGUGCACGUCCUUCAGAGAUGGGUUACCAUCUUCCACGAGUUCAACUUCGGCAGGCCGCAGCGGAUCAAUGCAAUAUGCACUGACUCCGCUUCUGCCUAUGUGGGGGCUGCGAGGGCAUUGGCCUCGCCGUCCAUUCCUCCUGCACUGAGGAGGAUCACUUGGCUCCCGUGCUCCGUCCAUGUCUGCAACAAAUUGUUGUCAGACAUGGGGACGAGUUGCGACGUGUUUGUGAACGCGAUCACACGCGCUCGUGUGCUGGUGGUGUCUUUCGAAACCCACCAGGCCGCCCUUCAUUUUUUUAGGACGCGCAGGCCCGACAAGGGGCUUAUUGUUUCUUGCGAGACGUGGUUCGCGUCUGUUUGCUCCAUGCUAGAGAGGCUGUUGGCCCUGCAGGACACUCUGCAGGACAUGAUGCGAGGGGACGACGCGCGGGCUUUUGCUUCCAUCCCAUGGUCCGCCGAUGUGUGCGUCAUGGCGCGUUGGGUGCGCCGACAGAUCAGAUGGGAUCCAUGGUGGCAGAGGGUGGCCACCAUCGUCCAUAUCAUGCAGCCCGUCAUGGAGUUGCUCAGGCGGAUGGAUCGUGGAGGACAGUACAUGUCGCUCAUGAUCGAGUGGACGCAGGAUCUUGUCUGCCGUGUCACGGACGCAUGCGCCCCUUUGGGAAAGUCGUUCGCCGACCGGAUCAUCAAGCGUGUGCAGGCUCGCACACAGCACAUGCUUGAGCCAGCUCACUGCGCAGGGUUCUUACUGAACCCUCGCAGGCGAUACGUUCGCUACUUUUCGGGGCAGGUAGAGCGGUACGAUGCUUGGCUUGUGGGGCAAGCCAAGAGGUACAUUCUGACGCAGACGUGCAUGUCGGCAUUCGGGUCAGACGCGCCAGAGUUGCAGCAUUGCGCUCUUCGGGUGAUGCACAUGUGGUCUUGCGCCUCUCCAGCGGAGAGGAACUGGGCAGUCCACGAGGGCAUUCACACGAAGAAGCGCAACCAGUUGGCCUUCGAGAAGGUCGUGCAACUCAUUGAGAUCACCGCAAAUGUACGGUUGACUGAGUAUCGGCGGGCUGGAUGUGGUUAUGUGCUGCCAUGGCAGCGGGACGAGGGCAUGCUGGAUUGCCAGGCAAGACUCGAGUUGGAGCCUGUGCGCUCGGGGACUCGCAGGGGGAUGACGGAGGAGGAGAUUGCCCAUCAGGUUGCACUUAUUACCCGGGAUCCCAUCGGGGCGUUCGCACCACCCUCGGCUGAUGCCGUUUUCGAUAGACAUCGACGAGACGAGGAUCCCGACUCCGAGGAGACGAGGACACACACUGCACGACAGGCGGCGGACCGGGCGGAGAGGGAGAUGUUGGGGGGAGACGAGGACUUUUGGGACCCAUUCGGUGAGGUCGCUUCCACGGGCGGCCCAGAGACGCAGGCGACGACCCCCACUCCUGCGAGGCGGGAUUCGUCCAUGCCGCCACCUCCUGCUCCGAGUCCUACACCACCAUCGCCCGUCUCGCCACUUCAGCCGGCCACGGCAACGGCGGACACGGAGGAGUUGGGGUCCUCUUUGCCUCAGCGCGGCCUUCUCAACAGAGGCGGGGCAGUCCGACAGCUUAGGUUACGAUCACCUUCACCGGGGAUAUUGCAGGAGGAGGGGGCACCUUCGGCAGCAGCAAUGGAGAGUUCGGUGGCACCAGCGGCGGUGCCGGACGCGACGAUCGCACCCGCGGUGGAGGAGGUAGCAGCAGCAGCAGCAGCAUCAAUGCUGGAGGAGAUGGCAGCAUCAGUGCUGGAGGAGGAUCCACCAGCGGAGAUCGCGACGGGUCCAGUCGUUCCGUUCUUGGGCCUGCACUUGGCUCAGGCCCGACAGCCGCAGGCGGUUCAGAUGGCAGUGCAUGAUGUGCCACUGCCCGUUAUCACGGAUUUGGGGUCCGAGCCGGUGGUUGUGCCCCCACGUCUUCCUAGCCACUUUGCUCCGCAGGAGGUCCGUCGUCCUUUAGAUGCAGAGGAGUUGGCAAGAGAGGCUGUGCGCGAUGUUACUCGCUUGGACCGGCGGAUCUUCGAUCGGAGGCUCGAGCAUCCACCAUGGCAGACGAUCCCUUCGGUUCCAUGGGGUCCUGCGUCACCCAUGUGGUAUGGGUCUACCUCCACCGGAGGACAUACCGCGGGACAUGUUCCAGGGGUUUCGCGUGGCAUGACGGAGACAGCGCCACGCACAGGAGACAUGCCACCCCCUCCUCCCAGAGCACCUGCAGGUGAUCCAUCAUCGUCGCCCACAGGCAGAGGCUCUCGAUCCCCACACACGCCUGGGAGAUCUAGGAUUCGUAACACGACGGCAGUUCAGCAGGACGUGUGUGACACGACGAUAUUCGGGAGGACAAAUAUAGAUUUGGAUUCCACCCGCCGUGUCACGGAGCACACUGCACGCCUUCAACCAAGCUUGGGAGGAGGAGGCGCCAAGACGACUGCGGCGAGGGAGGUACUGGCAUCAUGUUGUGAGCCUCAGCGAGAUCUUGGCAGAGGAGUGUCCAUCGAGACCUUGGAGUACGCUCUGAGAGCAGCGACGCGAUGGGAUGAGGCGAGGAGCAUGGUCGUGAUGGGAGGAUGGGAAGAUCUUAGACGCCCAUAUCAGCUGGUUCAGACGAAGGUGCCGCAUUUCAUAGCAAAUUGGUUCCGGGGUUAUGAACAUAUCCGCGCGGUCGCAGAAUCUUUGGACGAAGUGGAGCUGGGAUUCACCUGGUUGGCAGACGCCUAUUGUGAGGCCUCGUUACGACUAAGGCACUUCCACGGGGACCGCGCCAAUGAAGUAGUUGAGAUCCUGAAUGCCCUUAGGGGCGACCGGCUCAAGGUAGGAGAUGAGGUCGAGGAGGCGAUACUCCGCCGAGAGGUGGCCGCGGCACCCUCCUACGUAGGGGAUGUUUUGCUACUGUUUGAGCCAGUGGACGGGGGGGGUGAAAUCACGCUCAUACGAAAGGAUUUCGCGAUAAUCGUCAGGUGCCCGAUAAACAGGGAAACUACCGGGAGUGUCUGGGGAGCAGGCGGGGAAAUCCCUUUCUCCGGGUAUAUCACCAAGUGCGCGGUCAAAGCCGGGGUCAGGGAGUCUAUAUGGUCGUUCCAACGGAUGACCGUCAUGGACGAAAUGGACCAUGACAUAAUCCUUGGGAGAUCGUGGUGUGCAAAUGUGGAAAUGAUAGGCAUGCAUCUCCAUGACGGGGCAUACAUGGUAGACAUAGAGGACCCAGUUACAGGACGCGGCGAGCUGCUCCGCCUCAUCGGAACUGGGGGAGACACGCCCAAAGGGAAUUUGGCAACCUGGUCGCCUUCCUUCGAGGAGAGCGCUAGAAAGGGGGUUUUCGCACGAAUGGAAGGAAUGAGAGAGAGGGUGGAAAUAAUGAUAGAAGAGGCGUUCAGCAAGAAGGAGUGGGUCAAGAUGGGACUUCCACAGAAAAAGCGGAGGCUGGAUGAAGAUGUCCUAGAAGUCAUGGUAGUGGAAAAGGAAACAGAGGUGGAACUGGGAGCGAGCCUGCCAAAGCGCGGAGACGCCGGAGGCGAAGGCACCAGGAUAACGCUAAAGAUCCCGGAUCUUCUCCACCUAAUCAAGGCAAUCAGGUAUCACAAGGUAGAAGUUGACCCGCCGCUCUCGCCAGGUGUGAGGAGGAAGUUCGGAAGGGUUAUUGCCUGAACGCCGAGUUAGUUAGCAUCCAACCUC
Molecule: messenger RNA, 6897 nt
Organism: Chara braunii
Lineage: Eukaryota; Viridiplantae; Streptophyta; Charophyceae; Charales; Characeae
Source: the annotation of a GenBank genome assembly